Molecule: messenger RNA, 303 nt
Organism: Fusarium musae
Lineage: Eukaryota; Fungi; Ascomycota; Sordariomycetes; Hypocreales; Nectriaceae
Exons: 3
Coding region: 1-303 (100 amino acids)
Source: RefSeq, a predicted model, not a curated record
AUGGCCAAACAACCUUCAGCUCUCAGCCAGGUCCUUCCUCUUAUCAUCGUCUUCGCUCUGCUCAGCGUAGGCGGCUGGAUCGGCUACCAAGUCUACAUCAGCGUCGCCAAGAUGUCCGAUGCUGCGUCCGAGCGCAUGGGCAAGAAGAACGUCGUUUUCACAAAGGAUGGUGUAAAGGUCGGCGUUAAACAAAUCAAGAACGAAAACUAUGUCGAUGCGACGCAAAGCUGGUUCGUCAAGGCGUGGAAUCUAGGCACCACACCAGAUGCUAGUAAGAGUGUCGACAGCAAGAAACAAAAAUGA